AUGCUGGAGGGACCUCGAGAAGUGUUAUGGGUGGUGAAGAUUGUCAUUUCAACGGAGGCGAAGUAUGUCCCGGGGGAAAACAUGCUAGAUUCUUGCCCGCUGCAGGAGGUGUGGGCGCUCGCAGGGGGACGCGCCCACCUCCCAUGCAACAUCACAGCGCCCACGCAAGAUACGCCCAUUUUGGUGCUCUUCUAUAACGGGGUCACGGGUACUCCUGUUUAUAGCAUUGACGCCAGAACGGUCCCUCUAACCCGCUCGGUCCACUGGUCAGCCUUAGGUAGCCGCGCGCACUUCGAUGCCACUUCUUCGCCUCAAGGUCUAGUGGUGGACGAGCUCAGUUUAGCCGACCAAGGGCUAUACAGGUGCCGCGUGGACUUCAAAGCUUCACCCACUCGAAACCUGCGCGUUACUCUGACAGUUGUAGUUCCCCCCAAGAGAGUUAGCAUAAGAGACGAGACGCAGCGAGAAGUUAGCGGUGUUAUAGGGCCAUAUGAGGUGAACAAGUCACUGGUCCUAACUUGUCACGUGGAAGGCGGGUCCCCGAAGCCCCGUGUGACCUGGUGGGACGAGGGAACCCUGCUGGACAAUGUGGCAGAGUCAGGGAUGGCAGGGGAGGCAGAGAGAACGCAGGGGUCAGGGCUUACCACCACCACCACGAUCAUCACCAACACUCUGUCACUGCCAAGCCUUUCUAGACAGCAUCUGUAUCGCGUUCUAACCUGUCAAGCUGCCAACUCAAACCUCACACUCCCUGUUGCCGCCACUGUCACCCUGGACCUGAAGUUUCCCCCGCUGGAGGUCAAAAUACUAGGCGGACGCGGGGCUCUGAGUGCAGGUAACCGGUACUCGUUAGUGUGUGAAACAGGUGGGUCACGGCCCCCCGCCACACUUACCUGGUGGCUGGACGGGGCCCUUGUCACGGAUACUAAAGACCAGGUUCUACAAGAGGGAAAUGUGAGCAGGUCCACAGUUCACUUAGCGCCACAUAGAGGGCAGCACGGCGCCACUCUUACUUGCAGGGCAGAAAAUUCACUCAUAGAUGGCGCUGUGCUUGAAGACGCCACCAAACUCAACGUGCAUUUCUCUCCCAAGCUGACUCUACGCCCGGGACACAAUCUGAACAUGGGAGACAUCAAGGAAGGGGAAGAUGUGUACUUUGAAUGCAAUAUUGAGGCCAACCCACCUGUCUUCAAAGUCACCUGGUAUUUAAAUGGUAUGGAGCUGUCACACAACAUAAGCGCGGGAGUCAUUCAGAGCAACCGGUCCCUCGUGCUACAGAAGGUCGGGCGCGCGUCUUCUGGCCUCUACACGUGCAAGGCUAUCAAUCUCCACGGGACUGGAAGCUCCAACGCUGUUCAACUUAGCGUGAAAUACGCUCCGAUUUGCGCAGGAGAUCAGAAAAAAGUGUAUGGCGGAGGGCGAUUUCAUACACUCAACAUUACCUGCCGCGUUGAGUCCCACCCAGAGGCGACAAGCUUCAGAUGGGCCUUCAACAGCUCCACCGAGAUUUCCCCCGUUGGCGGCUCCUCUGUGUCGCGAGGUGGACGUGGGAGGAGCAUAGCAGCCUACACGCCCUUAACCCACCACGAUUUUGGUUCCCUCCUAUGCUGGGGCAGAAAUGAGGUGGAUGAACAAGAGGACCCCUGUGUGUUCCAUGUGGUUCCUGCUGGUGUCCCAGAAUCGGUCCAGAACUGCAGCGCUUGGCAGAACCACACAAACACCUCAAAUGAACCAGUAGUUAUAGUUUCCUGUAGUCCUGGCUGGGGUGGGGGGCUAGACCAGACGUUUUCCCUGGAAGUAAGGGCUGGAAAGGGUGACACAGCGCCCCUAGCAGCCCUGAGGGAGCAAAGGGCGCCUCAGUUCACAGUCACGGGCUUGAAAACUGGCGAGGUGUAUGAGUUUCACAUUUUAGCUUCGAAUAUUCAAGGGAAUUCGACUCCAGUGUUGCUUGAUUUCGCUACCCCAGUGGAUGUUGCGGAAAAACGGAUGAGUCUUGAAGGUGUGGGCGGUGUGGGGGUCAUGGGCGUGGAGGACAGCUACCCACACGCCCACGCUAAGCUGGUAGUCUUCUCUCCCCUCGUGGGCGCAGCUGUGGGCCUUCUAGCGGCUAUUCUACUCUGCUCUCUAAUGGCGAUUUUAGUUGUCAAGUCACGCACGGCCCACAGUCACGCCCACGGUCACGCCCACACACACAAGACGCUGUACGACCCGCCCACGCCAGAUGAGGAGAUGAUAGAUGACACCCAUGACCCCAAGCCGCCCAUGACUCACGCCCAUGCACUCCCACAAGUUCCCGAUGUCACCAGAGUACGCCCAGAGGUGCCAGGUGCUGAGAGACAGGUAACAACGGAACCUCAUUACCUGUCAAACAACAACAACAACAACAACAACAACAACAACAACAACAACCACUGCCCGAGUAUAUACAUCAGCAGGCCAGGGACUUUGCUCGCCACAACCGUAACAGACGGAGAGAGGCAAAUGCUGUUACAACCCCACGGAGGACCUACUGGGGAUGCGCCACAACCCCCACCAACCCACCAGAACCCCUACACAGUCCCCCAGAACCCACUAAGCCAGCAGAACCACCCCAGCUUGCCCAGAACCUUUCAGAACACACCCAAACAAAACCACUUCUCAAAUUUCUCGUUAGAUAGAAACAUAGGCCGACCAGAUUUAUGUCCUAGAAACGUGUAUUCCUAUCAAGAGGCCUACAGUACCCAGGAUUUUCAGUAUCAAUGCCCCAGUACCCCUCUCCUCCCCCCUCAGCCCCUCCACCCCCUCCCAAAUGCUCAAAAUUGUGGAAAUAGGUUAAGUUUUGCCUAUCCUGUGUCCAGUUUUCAAUCCACCUCUUAUUCUCCUUCUUCUUCUUCUUCUUCUUCUUGUUCUCACCAGUGUCAAAGUCUUCCUCUUCCUCUUCCUCUUCAUCUCUCACAGCAUUCUUCUCCUCCUCCUCCUCCUCCUCCUUCUCCUCCUCCUCCUCCUCCUCCUCUUCCUGCCCCCAGUCACAACUAUGAACCCUCAACACAUGAAAGUUCUGUUUAAUGGU
Molecule: messenger RNA, 3049 nt
Organism: Portunus trituberculatus (swimming crab)
Lineage: Eukaryota; Metazoa; Arthropoda; Malacostraca; Decapoda; Portunidae
Product: hemicentin-1-like
Molecular function (GO): protein binding
Source: RefSeq, a predicted model, not a curated record